This is a messenger RNA of Letharia lupina, 870 nucleotides long. RefSeq lists its product as uncharacterized. NCBI's taxonomy places the organism in Eukaryota, Fungi, Ascomycota, Lecanoromycetes, Lecanorales, Parmeliaceae. The transcript is spliced from 2 exons. The coding region runs from base 1 to 870 and encodes 289 amino acids. The record is from RefSeq and is a predicted model, not a curated record.
AUGACAGACUGGCUUUUCAAGGUGCAAAUUGCUAUGGGAGUGCUUUACAACAACUUCGAAAAGCUCUCCAAUCUGAAGUUACAGACGUCAGUCCUUGCAGAUGGGAGAUGGCUAGUCCGACCCUGGGACGAGACUUCAAAUAGUACACAUUCUCGAUUAUUCGACGAAGGCUUUGCUUUGGCGAGACUAUUGCAAGAAUUUGAUGACGCAAACCUUGCUAGCGUCGGUACCAGCAUCUCGACACUGUCACAUUGCCUACAACUCGCCCUCGAUAUGCAUACCGAACUAGAAAAAUGGUAUGAUGAAUUCCUUACCAGUUCACCAUCGCCUUCGUAUUGGCCGACACCACCAUCUACCUUUACCAUAGCUCAACGAGAAUUCGCGGACUCGGGCCCAGGAGGGCUUCCGUUGCUUUGUUAUCCAAACCUCAUGGUGGCAAGCAAUACCGUCACUCUCUGGGCCCUGAAGCUUGUUCUCAGCAGUGAGAUCGCUACUAUAUGCCAAAUCAUCUUAUUAACCAAUCGCAAAGCUCGUGCCGACUCUACCGCUACAGAUCCUACUGCGUCUCUCAUGCUGACCUCAAUGGCCCAACGCACAGAGGACCAACACAGCGAAGAACAACGUAUGACUCUAGCAAUCGAUAUCGCACGCUCGUUGCCUUACUGCCUCAACCGAACCACGGGCCUGCUAGGCCCCAGGAGAGCCUUCUUCGCUUUACGCACAGCAAUGGCUACGAUUCGACGCAGUCCGGGCCCAGAAAUGGAGUGGGGCCGGGCAGCUAUUGCGAGGAUGGAAACCAAGUCAACCCUCCUGGAGCGAUGCAGCUCCAUCCAUACUUCCCUGGGUCUUGCGGAUAUGAGGGACUCGUAA